AUGUCGGGCCACGCUCUCCCCCAGCUUCCAAGUCUCGUACCGACUAUACCUCAUCGCCAGGAAGUGAAGCGUCCCAAAAAUGUUGGAGAACAUUAUGGGUCAACGACGUCGCUACGGGAUUCACGAUUAAGCUCCAAAGCGAGUCUCGCUUCAUUAUCGGAUAUAUCUAGGUAUAGCUCUAUAGCCAGUAUCCCUUCUCAACAUGCAUCCAACACGGACGUCUUCAUUUCUGGUAAUCACAUCACGACAUCACAACGAGUUUCACUGGUGCCGACCAUCUCUUUAUCAGAUUUGCAAUCAAGAAGAUCGACAAUUAGCAAUGCAGGCAACCAAAAGAAGAAGGUCUCGAACUCACGGCCGGCCUUCUCACCGUCAAAUGGUAGUGAUGAACACGAUAACGAAGAAAAUGACUAUGAUGAUGGAACCAGAGGCCAUGUAUCUUGGAUGACGGCUGCAUCGGCUGUAGAACACACGUCUUCGUCGCCCAGAAUCAUCUCUCAACGAGGGAGCUACCAGCAUCACGACAACAACAAUGCUGACGAGCAUGAACAACCGAAACGUCAGGAUCAAGUCCAGUCUCCAGUUCCGAUAUCGCAGCCUGUCCCUGCUCCUAAAUCGCCGAUUCGCAAGGAACGAAAACCUGUCGUGUACCCUUUAACUCCUCUUCAAUCCGAGAUCUUCAAUCUAAUGUCGGUCGAUCAGCCAGGGAAUAUCACCCAAUGUCAUAAAAUGCCCAUGAUCGCCGAAGUAGGAACUCUCAAGACCUGCGUCGCCCGGCUACUAUUAGAUCAUAAAAUCCUCGCAUCAGAGUUAUUUCAAAAUGAAAAAAUUAUUGAUGCUGAUGUUGAGGGUAUCAUACCGCCGAAUGUGACUACUGUGCCCGUUGUGGAGGAGGUGUUUGUAUCUGAAAAGAAUGUCAUUGGUGUUAGUCGAUUUUGUCUUGACAUUUCUCAAAAAGUCAACUUUAAAAAGUAUCCCUUCCGAAUCUAUCUUAUACGCAACAUCAAGCUCGAGGAUACAGUCUCGGAUGUAUUGCUGAUGAUGAUAUCACAAGCUCUAUGUGAUGAUAUGGGAUUAUCUUUGAUAGUUCGAGAUCUUAUGAAGGUAUUGAGAAUGUGUCAGGCAUGGCUACGAGAAGGAUUAUUAGACGACGAGGUUCAUCAACAACUAGUGUCUCUACCUCUGAAAAAUGACGACUAUCAGCCAGAAUCAAACCAAGCCAGAGACUAUGUCGGGCUAGCUCUAAACCAUAGAGCCAAUCCCGAUGCAAUCCGUCGUGGCAUUGCCUUUUGUAAACACCAAGUGUCUGAAACCAUCCAGGAACAUGUAAACGCUCACGAGAAGAAGAAGCUGGAAGCAGAAAUCAACCGAUUAGGUCAACAAGUUACCUCCUUCUCGAAGCAACGAAAUAUCAUGGUGACUCGAAAGGGGCAACUCGAAAUCGAAUACAACAAGCUGAAGGAACAACGAGUUGCCAUGGAUGAAGCGGAGAGUGUAAAUACUGUAUCUGUUACUAUUCCAGCUGCUAUAGCAGGUACACCUGUACGAAUGUCUCAGACAGCUUGGACGGCUCUUAUCCGAACUGUCUUGGGCGAUGCGGGAGCUCAAGACGAUGUGAAUGCUUUAACAGUCAAACAUGGUCUCAUGGAAGAAACACGAGAUAAGCUGCGUACCAAGAACAUAUCCAUUCUCGACUUUGCUUGCAUCACCGAAGGAAACCUAAACCCAUUAAACCUCUUGACAAAAGAGAAACGUAAAGUCCUGGCACUAGCUGAUUAUGUGCGAAAUCGUAUCAAAGAAUGUUUAGAAGGAGAAACGAAAAUCAAGUUUGAUUUGGAACGACAACUUGCAAAAAUCAAGAGGCAAUUAGAACAAUCGAAGGAUGAAUUGAGAAAGAGUCAAGACAAUCUCGAGUCUGCCGAUGACAUGAGAAUGAGACUGAAUAAUGUAUUGAAACCACCUAUGGUAGAUGUAGAGGUGCCAGUGGUAUCGGUCGAUGGAACUCAACGACGCCUUGGUUCGACAGCCAAUCUUGGAAGCACGUCGUCUAUAGCAGCUGCUAGCAAAUCUAGCCUCGUGAAUAACAGCAAGGAUGAACUUGGAAUACUUUUAGAUCUGGACGGGCUAUUUGGCACUGUUCCAGUGCAAUUUAGUGGAGAAAUUGCACUGUCGAUAUUCGAUUAUGUAGUUAGACGCCGCAAGAUCUCGAGUGCUGAUAGAUUACGAAAGCUGCAACAAGACAAUGUAGAUAGUGAUUCGAGUGCUGACGACGAUGAUGAGGACUCAUGUGAUGAUGUUGCUCAUCCUGACGCUGUCUGUCUAGCUGCAUUCUCAAUACUCCUCAAGCACAUUGCUGGCAUGGAAAAGUAUGUAGUGGGUAUAACUCAGGAUCUACGAACCAAGGAUAUAGAUGAGAUUGGACCAUAUACCAAUACCUUGCCAUUGAAAAUCCACUUCCCGCAGACUGGUACCACCUUUCAUGAUUUGGUGUUGAAAUUGAUUCACCGGUUACAACAUAUUCACGCCCAUGCUCGACACUGUCCGGCACCGCUCGUAGCACGUCAAGUUGGUGGUCUCCCAUGUCAAGGACCGCCUGUUCGCUUCCAAUACAUUCGACGGAGGGAAUUAGCUGGACUGGAUAUCUCGGAGGCCGAACUGUUACAACUGCCUUCAUCUGCAGCUCUCAAGUCAUCUCUUUUAUGGUCUGCCAGUGAUGAUCUAGUAGAUCUCAAAUUUACGGUUGUAGAAACAGCUCAAGGUGGUUUGAUUGGAGCACUUCGAUAUAGACGAGACAAGGGAAUGUGUGAUGAAGAUGUAUCACGAUGGGCUGAAAAACUUGUUUCGGUGCUGUCAGGUGUCGAUACUACGCGUCAGGAUACAGUGGCAACGCUAAUAUCACGGUUCCAUUCAACGGUAUGGGCAUCCAAGGACACUUUGCAACAAGCCAUGUAG
Molecule: messenger RNA, 2952 nt
Organism: Synchytrium microbalum
Lineage: Eukaryota; Fungi; Chytridiomycota; Chytridiomycetes; Synchytriales; Synchytriaceae
Exons: 2
Coding region: 1-2952 (983 amino acids)
Source: RefSeq, a predicted model, not a curated record